Molecule: messenger RNA, 2371 nt
Organism: Lactuca sativa (garden lettuce)
Lineage: Eukaryota; Viridiplantae; Streptophyta; Magnoliopsida; Asterales; Asteraceae
Product: mitogen-activated protein kinase 16
Biological process (GO): protein phosphorylation
Molecular function (GO): MAP kinase activity; ATP binding
Source: RefSeq, a predicted model, not a curated record
CUCAUUCCACUAUUCCAGCAACAAGUUUACAAUUGACUUUAAAAUAUAGUCUUAAAACAAAUGUGGCGUCAUGCUGGGCUCCAUUUCUCCUUCCGGCAAGGAGGUUUACAGUUGACUAUGGUCUAUGAAUCUUCAAUAUCAUCUAUGGUGGAACAACUAUUUCAAAUUCUAGACCUACUUCAAAUUCUCCUUCUUCAUCAACAAUUAUGUUGGCCUCUAUUGCCCAUGGCAAAGAAUCCCAACCCUCCACGUCAUCCUCCAUUGAAUUCUCACAACCAUGUCGUCACUUCAAAUUUCCUGAGCUUCUCUUAGCAACAAAUAACUUUGAUAAAACAUUAGUAAUUGGCCAUGGAGGGUUUGGAAAAGUUUACAAAGGUAAUAUUAUCAACGGAUCAUGUGUUAUUGUUUCUGCCAUUAAACGUUUGGAUUCCAUGUCCAGUCAAGGUGCAACAGAGUUCUGGGCAGAAGUUGAGAUGCUUUCAAAGUUGCGUCACUGUCACCUUGUAUCCUUGUUUGGUUAUUGUAAUCAUGAAAAUGAAAUGAUUCUUGUAUAUGAAUAUAUGCCAAAUGGAACACUAGAAGACCACCUCCAUAAACUCGGUACCCCUCUUUCUUGGCUUCAACGACUCAAGAUCUGCAUAAGUGCAGCUCGUGGGUUAGACUAUCUCCACACGGGUACAGGGAUUGAUUUCGGGGUUAUACAUCGUGAUGUCAAGAGCUCCAAUAUUUUGUUACAUGAAAGUUGGGCUGCUAAAAUUUCAGAUUUUGGGUUGUCCAAAAUAGGUCCAACGAAUCAGCCAUCGACUCAUGUCAACACACUUGUUAGAGGAACUUUUGGGUAUCUUGAUCCACAUUAUUACGCAACUGGAAGGCUGACAAGGAAGUCUGAUGUGUAUGCGUUUGGGGUUGUGUUGUUCGAAGUGCUGUGCAGGAAGCGUGCUUUGGAUAAAAGUAUCGAAGAGGGCUUGGCAACAUGGGUUCAAGAUUCUAUCAAAGGGGGGAAGUUAAAGGAUAUAAUUGAUUCAGAUAUAAGAGGUGAAAUAUCCACAAAAUGUUUGAAGGGGUUUGUUGGAAUUGCAAAGAGAUGCUUGCUUAGCCAUCCAAAGGAUAGGCCUACCAUGGCUGAGGUUGUUUUCAGUCUUGAAUCUGCAUUGACUUCACAAGUCAAAAUCAAUAGUUCCUUUCAAGCUGGUGGCAAAACAAUAUUUGGAAGAAUGUUUGAUAGGUUUCCAUUUGCCUCCAGUGUAGAGAACUCUGCCCAUGAUGAUUCUAAGUUAUCAAGUAAUGACAAUGGCAAUGUUAUGGGUGAGGAAAGUUCCCGAAAGGUAUCCAGAGGUCGGGUUGACAACAACACUUUCAUCUCUACAAAUCCUGAUGUUGGUAUUAUUAGGAAGCACGAAGAAGAAGGUUUUCAGCGACAUGCUGUAAGUCUGGAACCGACAGAAGUAGACUUUUUCAGUGAAUUUGGUGAAAGGAGUAGGUACGAAUUAUUGGAAGUUAUUGGUAAAGGAAACUCUGGUAUUGUAUGUUCUGCAUAUGAUACUCAUGUUGGCGAGAAAGUAGCUAUCAAAAAGAUAAAUGAUAUAUUCAAACAUGUUUCAGUUGCUGCUAGUAUCAUUCGUGAGAUUAAGCUUCUUAGGCUCCUUCGUCAUCCAGACAUUGUUGAACUCAAACACAUCUUAUUACCACCAUCAAGAAGCGAAUUCCGAGAUAUAUAUUUGGUUUUUGAGCUUAUGGGAUCUGAUCUGCAUGAGGUUAUUAAGGGAAACGAUGACUUAACACCAGAACACCAUCAAUUCUUUCUUUAUCAGCUUCUUCGAGGACUGAAAUACGUACACUCAGCAAAUGUCUUUCAUAGAGAUCUAAAACCCAAAAAUAUCUUGGCCAAUGCUGAUUGCAAACUUAAGAUCUGUGACUUUGGUCUUUCAAGGGUUGCAUUCAAUGAUCCACCAACUGCAAUAUUUUGGACUGAUUAUGUUGCAGCACGAUGGUAUAGGGCUCCUGAACUGUGUGGAUCAUUCUUUAGCAAGUACACGCCCGCUAUAGACAUAUGGAGCAUUGGUUGCAUUUUUGCAGAAAUUUUAACAGGAAAGCCCCUUUUCCCUGGGAAAAAUGCUGUGCAUCAGUUGGACUUGAUCACUGAUCUUUUAGGAACGCCAUCACCUGAAACUAUAUCCAUGAUAAGAAAUGAAAAGGCAAGGAGAUACUUGAGCAGCAUGAGGAAGAAAAACAGGGUUCCUUUUUCACAGAAGUUCCAAAAUAAAGAUCCUCUUGCUCUUCAUUUAUUAGAAAGAAUGCUUGCAUUUGAGUAUAGGGAUAGGCCUACUACUGAGGAGGUAAAAUCUUGGAUAUAUAUUUAGAUAUGAAAUAU